UUUGGUUAUUUCUGUUUCUUUUUUGGUUUAAAACUCUACCUAACUGAUUGCAUAGCAGAUUUUCUUAUAUACCUUGGAGAUGUCAUUACGACCAACAAUAUACCAAUUGCAAAUGCCAGCUUGUACUGGGAUCAGGCAAUCUCUCCAACAAAAUCCAGAGGUAUUCCGUUUGCCAAUGUGUUUGGAAACCACGACGACGCACCAUUUGAAUGGCCAAAGGAGUGGUUUCCAGCCCCUGAAAUUCCUCAACUUAUUUGCCCAGCAGUCAACUCAACACAUUCAGGAGAAGAAGCAUGUAGCUUCAGAGGCACACAGCGUAUUGAGCUGAUGAAACAUGAGAUUGAGCAUAAUUUGCUAUCUUAUUCUAGCAAUGGUCCUAAAGCGCUUUGGCCAAGUAUAUCCAACUAUGUUAUCCAAGUCUCAUCAUCAGAUGAUCCAAAGUCACCCGUAGUAUACCUGUACUUUUUAGAUUCUGGUGGCGGGUCCUAUCCACAAGUUAUCUCAAAUGCUCAAGCAGAAUGGUUCCAGAACAAAUCUGAAGAGAUCAACCCUAACUCAAGUGUGCCCGAGCUAAUAUUCUGGCAUAUCCCAAGUCAAGCAUAUAUCAAAGUUGCUCCACAGUUUGGAAUUCACAGGCCCUGUGUAGGCUCAAUUAACAAAGAAAAUGUUUCUUCUCAAGCAGCUGAAUUGGGUAUCAUGGAACUUCUUGUUAAAAGGCCUUCUGUCAAGGCAAUAUUUGUUGGACAUAACCAUGGAUUGGAUUGGUGCUGCCCCUAUGAGAAACUCUGGCUCUGUUUUGCUAGGCAUACUGGUUAUGGUGGCUAUGGAGACUGGCCUAGAGGAGCUAGAAUUAUAGAAAUCACUCAGCAGCCUUUCUCCUUUAGAACUUGGAUAAGGAUGGAGGACAGUGUAGUAUAUAGCAAAGUUGUGCAUGGAAGUGCCAAUCAAUUGAAUUACAAAGCUUUUAACCAAAUGAUAGUUAUUUUGUUAUAUUAUUUUAUGUGUUUAAUUUUUUAAUUUUUGUUAAGAAUAUAAAGAAAGAGAAUGAGAAGUGAGAAUUGUUUGUAUA
This is a messenger RNA of Quercus lobata, 1069 nucleotides long. RefSeq names its product probable inactive purple acid phosphatase 16. The transcript has 4 exons. Gene Ontology annotation, molecular function: hydrolase activity, acting on ester bonds. The annotation marks the transcript as partial. NCBI's taxonomy places the organism in Eukaryota, Viridiplantae, Streptophyta, Magnoliopsida, Fagales, Fagaceae. Gene Ontology annotation, cellular component: cytoplasm. The record is from RefSeq and is a predicted model, not a curated record.